Molecule: messenger RNA, 494 nt
Organism: Tachyglossus aculeatus (Australian echidna)
Lineage: Eukaryota; Metazoa; Chordata; Mammalia; Monotremata; Tachyglossidae
Gene: PLN
Product: phospholamban
Exons: 2
Coding region: 253-411 (52 amino acids)
Biological process (GO): negative regulation of ATPase-coupled calcium transmembrane transporter activity; negative regulation of calcium ion import into sarcoplasmic reticulum; negative regulation of heart rate
Cellular component (GO): membrane; sarcoplasmic reticulum
Molecular function (GO): ATPase inhibitor activity
Source: RefSeq, a predicted model, not a curated record
ACUUUCAAUUACUAUCUACUCAGAACCCACUGCCCCCAGAUGUAAUCCUGAAAUCCGGUUCUGGCCGGCCUGCUGCCUGAAGGGGAGAGAACGAAGACUUGGAGGUGGAUUUUCUCUGUCUCUGGUUCCUUCCACUGAGAUAACGAAAGAAGACCAAACUCCGCUUGGCUCCGGGCCUACCACCUGCCAUUUUCCCUUCUUCCUGUGCUUCUAAGGCCUCUGAACCUCCUCCCUCCUGCCCCAUCAGGUGCCAUGGAGAAGGUCCAGCAUCUCACCCGCUCGGCCUUAAGAAGAGCCUCAAACAUUGAGAUGCCCCCACAAGCCCGGCAGAAUCUCCAGGAACUCUUUGUCAACUUUUGUCUCAUCUUAAUCUGCCUUCUGCUCAUCUGCAUCAUCGUGAUGCUUCUCUGAGGUUCUGCUGCAGCUGCAUGGAGAUCUACUGUCCACCACGUUGGCCCGCAAUCAAGUCCAGCUGGGGACGGGGCUGGGUUUGG